AUGCUACCUAUACUAAGAUCCACCGCCUCCAGUUGUGCAAGGAGGUCUACCAUGCCAGGUUUCACCCGUCUGCUCUCCACCACCAGCUCCAUAGCCAAAUCUACUUACCAAACACCAGAUUUUGACGACGUGUUGAAAGAACACGGCAAUUCAGACAAAUCCAGAUCGUAUGCAUACUUCAUGAUCGGGUCCAUGGGGCUCCUAUCCUCCGCCGGUGCCAAGUCCACCGUAGAAACAUUCAUCUCUUCCAUGUCUGCAUCAUCAGAUGUCCUUGCUAUGGCUAAAGUGGAGGUCAACUUAUCCUCAAUCCCCUUGGGGAAGAACGUCGUUGUCAAAUGGCAGGGGAAACCAGUCUUUAUCAGACAUAGAACACAAGGUGAAAUCGAUGAGGCCAAUGAGGUCCAGAUGAACGAGUUGAAAGAUCCACAAUUGGAUUCAGAUAGAGUGAAGCAACCCGAGUGGUUGAUCAUGCUGGGGGUCUGUACCCAUUUGGGUUGUGUCCCUAUUGGUGAAGCUGGGGACUUUGGAGGUUGGUUCUGUCCUUGUCACGGGUCACAUUAUGAUAUCUCAGGAAGAAUCAGAAGAGGACCUGCUCCAUUAAACUUGGAAAUCCCUCAAUACGAAUUGGAUGGUGAUAAAUUGAUUGUUGGUUAG
Molecule: messenger RNA, 654 nt
Organism: Naumovozyma castellii
Lineage: Eukaryota; Fungi; Ascomycota; Saccharomycetes; Saccharomycetales; Saccharomycetaceae
Gene: RIP1
Product: ubiquinol--cytochrome-c reductase catalytic subunit RIP1
Exons: 1
Coding region: 1-654 (217 amino acids)
Source: RefSeq, a predicted model, not a curated record